GGGCCGGGGAGAGAAAAGGGGGAGUGAGAGCUACAUUUUUUUCCCCAGCCAGGCCGGAUAGCUAGCUUAGGCUAGCUACAGUGGAUCCCAAAAGCCACGGCGCUGGUCAUGCCUUCGAGUGUGCGGGCCGGGAGCCUGAAGGACCCGGAGGUGGCCGAGCUCUUCUGCAGGGAGGAUCCUGAGAAGCUCUUCACAGACCUAAGGGAGAUUGGACAUGGCAGCUUUGGCGCUGUGUACUUUGCCCACGACAUCCGCACCAAUGAGGUGGUGGCCAUCAAGAAGAUGUCCUACAGCGGCAAGCAGUCCAACGAGAAAUGGCAGGAUAUCAUCAAAGAAGUGAAGUUCCUCCAGAAACUGCGGCACCCCAACACGGUCGAGUACCACGGCUGUUACCUGAGGGAGCACACAGCUUGGCUGGUGAUGGAGUACUGCUUGGGCUCGGCUUCUGACCUGUUGGAAGUCCACAAGAAGCCCCUCCAGGAAGUGGAAAUAGCUGCUAUUACGCAUGGUGCACUGCAGGGACUGGUCUAUCUUCACUCGCACAACAUGAUUCACAGGGAUGUGAAAGCAGGAAACAUCUUGCUAACAGAACCCGGGCAGGUCAAGUUGGGUGACUUUGGUUCUGCCUCCAUAGUUGCCCCGGCCAACUCUUUUGUGGGAACACCUUACUGGAUGGCACCUGAGGUAAUUCUGGCCAUGGACGAGGGUCAAUACGAUGGAAAGGUGGAUGUUUGGUCACUUGGCAUUACGUGCAUAGAGCUGGCGGAAAGGAAGCCUCCUCUGUUCAACAUGAAUGCUAUGAGUGCCUUAUACCACAUCGCACAGAACGAGAGCCCCGUGUUGCAGUCUAAUCACUGGUCCGAUUAUUUCCGUAACUUUGUGGACUCGUGCUUGCAGAAGAUUGCGCAAGACAGACCUACCUCCGAUGUGCUGCUCAAGCAUCAUUUCCUAUGCAGAGAGCGUCCCUUGACCAGCGUGAUGGACCUCAUUGCCCGAACCAAGGACGCCGUCCGCGAGCUUGACAACCUGCAGUACAGGAAGAUGAAGAAAAUCCUUUUCCACGAGGCCCACAAUGGGCCUGCGCCAGAAGGGGCCGAGGAGGAAGAGGACGUGGAGCAGUACAUGCUGCGCACGGGCACCGUCAACAGCAUGGAAAGCUCCCACUCGCUGCCGUCCAUGUCCAUCAGCGCCAGCUCCCAGAGCAGCUCCGUCAACAGCCUGGCGGACGGCUCGGAUGACAGCGGCGAGAUGGCCAUGAUGCAGGAGGGCGAGCACACGGUCACGUCCAACAGCUCCGUCCUGCACAAGCCUCUGAGUCACGAUAACAUCUACGACGACCCCUACCAGCCCGAGGUGGACUUGCAACGAGAUGCUUCAUCCGCUGGUGGAGGUGGUGGAGCAGGAGGAGGGGGAGGCGGAGGAGGAGGAGGAGGGAGGCGCCGUCGAGGCCGUGACCAUUUCGCCACCAUCCGGACCGCCUCACUCGUCACUCGCCAGAUCCAAGAACACGAGCAGGGAUCGGCACUGAGGGAGCAAAUGUCUGGGUACAAGCGUAUGCGCCGGCAGCACCAGAAACAGUUGAUGGGUCUCGAGAACAAGCUGAAGGCGGAGAUGGACGAGCACCAGCUGAGACUCGACAAGGAGUUGGAGAACCAGAGGAACAGCUUCUCGAUGGAGGGUGAAAAGUUGUGCAAGAAGCACUCUGCUAUCAUGGAGAAGGAGACCAAGGCUGUCCUAGCUGAGGAAAAGAAGUUCCAGCAGCACAUACUCGGCCAGCAAAAGAAGGAGCUGACAAGUCUGCUGGACUCGCAGAAACGACAGUAUCGACAACGCAAGGAGCAACUCAAAGAGGAGCUGAACGAGAACCAGUCGACGCCUAAGCGGGAGAAGCAGGAGUGGCUGGUGCACCAGAAGGAGUGUCUGCAGCAACUCCAGGCCGAGGAGGAGUCGGGCCUGCUGAGGAGGCAGAGGCAGUAUUACGAGCUCCAGAGUCGCCAGUACAAGCGGAAGAUGCUGCUGGCGCGCCACAACCUGGAGCAGGAUCUGCUCCGCGAGGAGCUGAACAAGAAGCAGACGCUGAAGGACCUGGAGUGCGCCAUGCUGCUGCGCCACCACGAGUCCACGCAGGAGCUGGAGUUCCGCCAGCUGAGUCUGGUGCAGCGCACCCGGGCCGAGCUGAUCCGCACCCAGCACCAGACGGAGCUCACCAACCAGAUGGAGUACAACAAGCGGCGCGAGCAGGAGCUGCGUCAGAAGCACGCCGUCGAGGUCCGGCAGCAGCCCAAGAGCCUGAAAUCGAAAGAGCUGCAGAUAAAGCGGCAGUUCCAGGACACGUGCAAGAUCCAGACCCGCCAGUACAAGGCCCUGCGGAACCACCUCCUGGAGAACACGCCCAAGUCGGACCACAAGGCGGUGCUGAAGCGCCUGAAGGACGAGCAGACCCGCAAGCUGGCCAUCCUGGCCGAGCAGUACGACCACUCCAUAAACGACAUGCUGUCCACUCAGGCUCUGCGGCUGGAUGAGACGCAGGAGGCCGAGUACAAGGUGCUGCGCAUGCAACUGCAGCAGGAGCUGGAGCUGCUCAACGCCUACCAGAGCAAGAUCAAGAUCCACACGGACACGCAGCACGAGAGGGAGGUCAAGGACCUGGAGCAGAGGGUCUCCAUCCGGCGGGCGUUGCUGGAGCAGAGGAUCGAGGAGGAGAUGCUGUCGCUCCAGAACGAGCGCUCCGAGCGCAUCCGCUCUCUCCUGGAACGUCAGGCCGGCGAGAUGGAGUCCUUCGACUCUGAGAGUUUACGUCUGGGCUUCAGCGGCCUGUCCCUGGCGGGCCUCACGGGCGACGCCUACUCCAAGCAGGGUUACCCCAACGCGCCGCCUCCGGCCCCCCGCUCCACCAGCCACUGGAGCCACGGGGUGCACCCCCAGAGCGCCGCCCCGCCGCAACCCUCGCGGCGCAGCCACAACAGCGGCGGAGGGGGCGGAGAGAGAGGGGAGCGGAGGGGCGAGUCGUCGUCGUCGUCCUCGCACUUGGCCGUGGCGCUGGCGAUGGCGAGGGACGGCGGCAGGGAGGCGCACCACUCGUCCCACUCCUCCUCUUCGUCGUCGUCCUCCUCGUCUUCCUCUCACCACCAGCGCCACCACCUGCCCCAGCACUACCACCACCAGAGCACGCCGCAGUUGUACCGAGAACGAGAGCGGGACAGGGAACGGGACCGGGAACGGGAGAAGGAGAGGGACUGGCCCGGAGUGCGGGGGGGACCCGGCGGGGAUCUGGUCCACCCUCUGCCCUUGCCCUUCUCCCAUCACCUCCCCUCGCGCUCCUCCUCCCAGUCCCUCGCCAUGCUACCUCCGCCGCCGCCGGCCCCUCCGUCCAUCUCCGGCCCGUCGUCGUCCUCGUCUUCCUCCUCGUCCUCGCAGGGGGGCGUCUACGGCGGCAUCCGGGCCGCCCCCAGUCUGAUGGCGCUGAGGAACAGCCCCCAGCCCCUGAGGAGGACGGCGUCCGGCGGGGGGCCCGGGGCGGUCGUCGGCCCCGACGGCGUCCUGAGCCGGAGCACCUCGGUCACCUCGCACAUCUCCAACGGCUCGCACCUCUCCUACUCCUGAGCCGGAGGUUCUCAGAUCUUUUUGGGUCCAGGGACACCUUUAGAAGGGAGCGCCAUUUAAAUGUAAGUACUGUUGAAAUUGAAAAAUUAUGUUCCACGUAGAUAUGGAGAAUACAGUGCUAAACACACAGCUCUGGGAAAAAUUAAGAGGCCCAAAAUUCUAUUUGACCUUUCGGGGUAGUUUUUACAAUUUUUCAUUAAUUCCAAAUAAAUUCUCUUGAACGAGUGACUCUCAAAAGUGGGACACUGCUACCAUCUAGUGGCGUGUGAAAGAAUCACUGCCAAGGUUCACGUUUAUUUAACUUUUCAUUUCGAUACAUUUAAUAUGUAAGAACUGUUUUUAUAGAUGUAUGUAUAGUUUUCAUUCAAGUAUUAUGUGCAAUACAUUUUAAUCGAAUCAUAAUUUAAGUACUGUAUUCCCAUAUUUAAUAUUGCAAUGUUACAAAUACCAAUUAAUGGCACAAUCGUAGAAAGUGAUCAUUUUGCUAUGGUCUUGCAAUUUUUAGCAGAGCUGUGCACUAUAUCCCAAAAACUCCAAAAAUAAUUGAUGCCCCAGCCCCACAAAAAAAAAAUAAUUGUGAUUUCCAAUCAAUACCACAAGGUGGAAGCAAAGCGCUUUUUUUCCCUGUUAGAUAGGGCUAUGGCCCGACUAAAUGGAGCUCCUCCCCUCGCUCGCACCAAUUUCCUGGGCUCGAGACGGUGCCAAAGCAAUAUUUUUUUAUUAGACAUGGCUUUGGCGUAAAUACAAAAAAAUGGAUGAGUUAUGCCUUAUUCUGUAAAAGUAUUUCUUCGCUCCCAAACUGUAUUCAAGCUAAAUUGUCAGAUUCAUAUGAUAAAAUGUUGAUUUUUUUUUUUUUUUUUUUUUUUUUUUUUUUGCUUUGACUUGAGAGCAAAU
Messenger RNA from Syngnathoides biaculeatus (alligator pipefish), 4497 nucleotides. RefSeq names its product TAO kinase 2b (gene taok2b). Gene Ontology annotation, biological process: protein phosphorylation. The record is from RefSeq and is a predicted model, not a curated record. Lineage: Eukaryota; Metazoa; Chordata; Actinopteri; Syngnathiformes; Syngnathidae. The transcript is spliced from 20 exons. Gene Ontology annotation, molecular function: ATP binding; protein kinase activity. Bases 109 to 3603 code for a protein of 1164 amino acids.